Mus musculus (house mouse) is the source of this 2888-nucleotide messenger RNA. It is a transcript of the gene Kcnip2, whose product is annotated as Kv channel-interacting protein 2. Gene Ontology annotation, biological process: potassium ion transmembrane transport. The record is from RefSeq and is a predicted model, not a curated record. Gene Ontology annotation, molecular function: calcium ion binding. Lineage: Eukaryota; Metazoa; Chordata; Mammalia; Rodentia; Muridae. Gene Ontology annotation, cellular component: voltage-gated potassium channel complex; plasma membrane. The transcript has 10 exons. The coding region runs from base 707 to 1567 and encodes 286 amino acids.
UGGGUUGGUUGGCUCUGCAUCCUCAUUCCGCUAGAGAAGGGUGGCUGCUGAUUAGGAACACGCAACUCUCGGCAGGAGGAACAACCGAGAAUAUAAGGCUGAGAUGAGGAGCAGAGGGAACCAGGGACUCAGACAUACCCCAGGCUCUGGCCCAGCUGUGCAGGACUGGCUGACUGGGGGGCGGAGGGAAAGAGGUGCCUGAGAAUUGGAGGCGGGGUUUCUUCACAGCGGGGCUUUUCUGGCCCCCUCUUCUCGAAGCCCCGCAAUUGUGGGUGGUGUAGAUGGAGAGCUAUUCUCCCUUCCGGCACUUUCCAGUUCACCCCUUCACCCGGUGCCUCCUCCGAGCUGCAGAGGGUGGGGGGCGGGGGUAGGGGGAGCCAAUCCCGGCAGCGCCUAAGGGGGGAGGCGGCAGUGACAGCCGCGGGGAGGGGGCGGAGGAGAGGCGGCUGGGCUCAGGCUCGGCUCUCAGCUCCACGCUGCCUUCUGCUCCGCUCUCACUUGCUGCCCAAGGAUCCUGCUCCUGCCCCGGGACUCUGAGGUGGGCCCUAAAAUCCAGCGCUCCCCAGAGAAAAGCCUUGCCAGCCCCUACUCCCGGCCCCCAGCCCCAGCAGGUCGCUGCGCCGCCAGGGGGCACUGUGUGAGCGCCCUAUCCUGGCCACCCGGCGCCCCCUCCCACGGCCCAGGCGGGAGCGGGGCGCCGGGGGCCAUGCGGGGCCAAGGCCGAAAGGAGAGUUUGUCCGAAUCCCGAGAUUUGGACGGCUCCUAUGACCAGCUUACGGGCCACCCUCCAGGGCCCAGUAAAAAAGCCCUGAAGCAGCGUUUCCUCAAGCUGCUGCCGUGCUGCGGGCCCCAAGCCCUGCCCUCAGUCAGUGAAAUUGGCCUGCUCUUCUGCCGCCUUCUCGGUGACAAUUCGCUCCCUUCAGCAUUAGCUGCCCCAGCCUCCCUCCGCCCCCACAGACCCCGCCCGCUGGACCCAGACAGCGUGGAGGAUGAGUUUGAACUAUCCACGGUGUGCCACCGGCCUGAGGGUCUGGAACAACUCCAGGAACAAACCAAGUUCACACGCAGAGAGUUGCAGGUCCUGUACAGAGGCUUCAAGAACGAAUGUCCCAGCGGAAUUGUCAACGAGGAGAACUUCAAGCAAAUUUAUUCUCAGUUCUUUCCCCAAGGAGACUCCAGCAACUACGCUACUUUUCUCUUCAAUGCCUUUGACACCAACCAUGAUGGCUCUGUCAGUUUUGAGGACUUUGUGGCUGGUUUGUCAGUGAUUCUUCGGGGAACCAUAGAUGAUAGACUGAACUGGGCUUUCAACUUAUAUGACCUCAACAAGGAUGGCUGUAUCACGAAGGAGGAAAUGCUCGACAUCAUGAAGUCCAUCUAUGACAUGAUGGGCAAGUACACCUACCCUGCCCUCCGGGAGGAGGCCCCGAGGGAACACGUGGAGAGCUUCUUCCAGAAGAUGGACAGAAACAAGGACGGCGUGGUGACCAUUGAGGAAUUCAUUGAGUCUUGUCAACAGGACGAGAACAUCAUGAGGUCCAUGCAACUCUUUGAUAAUGUCAUCUAGCUCCCCAGGGAGAGGGGUUAGUGUGUCCCAGGGUAACCAUGCUGUAGCCCUAGUCCAGGCAAACCUAACCCUCCUCUCCCCGGGUCUGUCCUCAUCCUACCUGUACCCUGGGGGCUGUAGGGAUUCAACAUCCUGGCGCUUCAGUAGUCCAGAUCCCUGAGCUAAGUGGCGAGAGUAGGCAAGCUAAGUCUUUGGAGGGUGGGUGGGGGCGCGCAGAUUCCCAACCCCCGACGACUCUCACCCCUUUCUCGACUGAUACCCAGUGCUGAGGCUACCCCUGGUGUCGGGAACGACCAAGUGGUUCUCUGCCUCCCAGCCCACUCUAGAGACCACACUAGACGGAAUAUCUCCUGCUAUGGUGCUUUCCCCAUCCCUGACCGCAGAUUUUCCUCUAAGACUCCCUUCUCAGAGAAUAUGCUUUGUCCCUGUCCCUGGCUGGCUUUUCAGCCUAGCCUUUGAGGACCCUGUGGGAGGGGAGAAUAAGAAAGCAGACAAAUCUUGGCCCUGAGCCAGUGGUUAGGUCCUAGGAAUCAGGCUGGAGUGGAGACCAGAAAGCCUGGGCAGGCUAUGAGAGCCCAGGUUGGCUGUCACCGCCAGGUUCCACAGGGCUGCUGCUCUGGGUCAGCAGAGUAUGAGUUUCCAGACUUUCCAGAAGGCCUUAUGUCCUUAGCAAUGUCCCAGAAAUUCACCAUACACUUCUCAGUGUCUUAGGAUCCAGAUGUCCGGUCCAUCCCUGAAACCUCUCCCUCCUCCUUGCUCCUAUGGUGGGAGUGGUGGCCAGGGGACGAUGAGUGAGCGGUGUCCUGGAUGAUGCCUGUCAAGGUCCCACCUACCCUCCGGCUGUCAGCCGUUCUGGUGACCCUGUUUGAUUCUCCAUGACCCCUGUCUAGAUGUAGAGGUGUGGAGUGAGUCUAGUGGCAGCCUUAGGGGAAUGGGAAGAACGAGAGGGGCACUCCAUCUGAACCCAGUGUGGGGGCAUCCAUUCGAAUCUUUGCCUGGCUCCCCACAAUGCCCUAGGAUCCUCUAGGGUCCCCACCCCCACUCUUUAGUCUACCCAGAGAUGCUCCAGAGCUCACCUAGAGGGCAGGGACCAUAGGAUCCAGGUCCAACCUGUCAUCAGCAUCCGGCCAUGCUGCUGCUGCUUAUUAAUAAACCUGCUUGUCGUUCAGCGCCCCUUCCCAGUCAGCCAGGGUCUGAGGGGAAGGCCCCCACUUUCCCGCCUCCUGUCAGACAUUGUUGACUGCUUUGCAUUUUGGGCUCUUCUACCUAUUUUGUAUAAUAAGAAAGACACCAGAUCCAAUAAAACACAUGGCUAUGCACA